Trichomycterus rosablanca is the source of this 581-nucleotide messenger RNA. It is a transcript of the gene ndufb3, whose product is annotated as NADH:ubiquinone oxidoreductase subunit B3. Gene Ontology annotation, biological process: mitochondrial respiratory chain complex I assembly; electron transport chain. NCBI's taxonomy places the organism in Eukaryota, Metazoa, Chordata, Actinopteri, Siluriformes, Trichomycteridae. The transcript is spliced from 3 exons. The record is from RefSeq and is a predicted model, not a curated record. Gene Ontology annotation, cellular component: mitochondrion. Bases 149 to 421 code for a protein of 90 amino acids.
CUUUUAGACAUCCGAACUUUGCUGAUGUUUCAGUCCUGUGGGUGUCAGUAAAGCAUCAGAUCUCGAUUUAUACCUCCAGCAGAAGAAGCGGAACGUUUAUUUAGUCUGGAGGUCACUGAGAAGUUUGCGUUUUUUACUCAUUGGAGGUAUGGGUGGAGAUCAUGGACACAGUAAUCUGGCCAUCCCAGACCACAAAACAUGGAAGUGGGAAGGAACUCCACUGGAAAUGACCCAGCAGCGUCUUGCUCGGAGGGGACUGAAGGAUCCCUGGGCACGAAACGAAGCAUGGCGGUACACCUUCGGCCGACCGGUCACUUUCGGUAACGUUCUGCUGCGUGGAUUUCGAACAGGAUUCAUCGCCUUUGCAGUGGCUCUGGCUGUGGAGUACACCUUCUUCCCUCCAAAGAAGUCCGAGCACUAAGGAGAGAAACGUCUGCACAUGAAUACCAGGAUCCCGAAAGAGCCACUGAUUACCGGACUCUGAUUUAGCUACAGGCUACUAAGCUAUCUGUACUAUUCUUGGUGUCAUCGUUUUAUCCUGUACGUUGUAGUAAAAUAAUAAUAAAAUGAUUAUGCUCAGA